UUAGUCCCUCCCUCAUAGGCGUGGCAGUGCACUGCGGUACCCUGAUUGUCCUGUAUCAUCCGCACUGAGCCGAACAUCAUUCUCUCUUUUCCGUUAUUUCAAAACGCGUCGUCUGGGCUGAUAACAGUAGCGACAACUAUACAGUGCUUAAAGCCGUACCAGGACCUUCAGUAUGUUUUCAAUUGGAGGUGUGUCGACGCGCAUCUACAAGGAGCGCCUGCAGGCAGAAGGGAUGGGAGCGAAUGACUUGGCCAUCAAGUUCCUGAACCAGGACUAUGAGGAGCUGAGAAGGGAGUGUGUGGAGAGUGGCAGGCUGUUUGAGGACCCUUGCUUUCCUGCAGUGCCCCAAUCACUGGGCUUCAAGGAGCUCGCGCCAAACUCCUCCAAAACACGUGGUGUGAAGUGGAUAAGACCCACUGAGCUGUCAGAGAAUCCUCAGUUUAUAGUGGGCGGAGCCACGCGUACAGAUAUUUGCCAGGGGGCCCUAGGUGACUGUUGGCUUUUGGCUGCCAUAGCGUCGUUGACAUUAAACGACAAGCUGCUUCACAGAGUUGUACCACAUGGGCAAAGCUUUACAAAUGAGUAUGCUGGAAUCUUCCACUUCCAGUUCUGGCAGUUUGGCGAGUGGGUAGACAUUGUAAUCGAUGACCGCUUGCCUGUGAAGGAUAAAGAGCUGAUGUUUGUUCACUCAGCAGAGGGAAAUGAGUUCUGGAGCGCCCUGCUGGAGAAGGCAUAUGCUAAGCUAAAUGGCUCAUAUGAAGCUCUGUCCGGAGGUUCCACCACCGAAGGCUUUGAGGACUUUACUGGCGGAGUUGCCGAAAUGUAUGAACUGCGCAGCGCUCCCAAAGACCUGCACCGCAUCAUUGCCAAAGCCCUGGAGAGAGGCUCACUGCUGGGCUGCUCCAUUGAUAUCACCAGUGCCUUUGACAUGGAGGCUGUGACCUUUAAGAAGCUAGUGAAGGGCCAUGCUUACUCCGUCACAGCUCUCAGAGAGGUGAAUUUCCGUGGCAACAGAGAGAGAUUGAUCCGUAUCCGAAACCCUUGGGGACAAGUUGAAUGGACUGGGGCUUGGAGCGACAAUUCGUCCGAGUGGAAUGGGAUUGAUCCAUCGGAAAGAGAGGAACUGAACAACCACAUGGAGGAUGGCGAGUUUUGGAUGUCAUUUCAGGAGUUCAAACGUCAGUUUUCUCGUCUGGAGAUCUGCAACCUCACUCCUGAUGCUCUGAGUGAUGAUUCCCAACAUUUCUGGAACACAAUUCAGUUUAACGGCACUUGGAGGAAAGGAAGUACAGCAGGAGGCUGCAGGAACAAUCCCAACACAUUCUGGAUAAACCCUCAAUAUAAGAUCACACUACUGGAGGAAGAUGAUGAUCCUGAGGACAAUGAGGUGGCCUGCACCUUCAUGGUGGCUUUGAUGCAGAAGGACAGACGGCGUUUCCGCAAGCAGGGACAGGACAUGCACACCAUCGGCUUCGCCUUAUAUGAGGUCCCAGAUGAGUUUCUUGGCUCCCAGAAUGUUCACCUGAAGAAGGAUUUUUUCUUGCGUCACUCGUCCUGUGCACGCUCCGAGACCUUUAUUAAUCUGCGAGAGGUGAGCACGCGACUGAGGCUGCCACCGGGCGAGUAUCUCAUUGUCCCUUCCACUUUUGAGCCUGGAAAAGAGGCUGACUUCGUCCUGCGAGUAUUCACUGAGAAACAGUCAGAAACUCAAGAAAUGGAUGAUGAAAUUUCAUUUAACCUGGAAGAUGAAGAGGCAGUCUCAGAGGAGAACAUUGAUGCCUCGUUUAAAAAGAUGUUUGCUCAGCUGUCUGGAGAGGACAUGGAGAUUUCAGUUCACGAGCUCCGGACCAUUCUGAACCGAGUGAUGACAAAACACCGAGACUUAAAGACAGAUGGGUUCAGUUUGGAGUCUUGUAGGUGCAUGAUCAACCUGAUGGACAAAGACGGCAGUGCACGACUGGGAAUUGUGGAGUUCCAGAUUCUGUGGAAUAAAAUCAGGAAGUGGCUGGGUGUCUUCAGACAGUUCGAUCUGGAUAAAUCUGGAACUAUGAGCUCCUACGAAAUGCGCCUGGCUGUGGAGUCUGCAGGUUUUAAACUCAAUAACAAGCUACAUCAGAUCCUGGUGGCCCGAUAUUCAGACGGAGAUGUGAUUGACUUCGACAACUUUGUCUGCUGCCUGGUUAAACUGGAGGCCAUGUUCAAGUCUUUCAAAGAGCUGGAGAAAGAGGGCUCAGGUGUCGCAGAGCUCAAUAUUAGCGAGUGGCUGUAUUUGACCAUGUGCGGCUGAAGUGUGAAGAGUGUAUCCUAAAGGACGAGAAGGACCAAAAUCACACUCCAACUGCAGCUUUAAGCCAUUACACCCAAAGACGCCGGAGCAAUACAGUACAAACUGCCUUAAAACACAUCCAAUCCAACCAUCACACAAGCUUACGCCACUGUAUGCUUUUAUAAAGGACAUCCACAUUAUGCAAGAGUCCAUCAAUAAUGUAAAUGAUAAAUAUAUGAGUUGCAGCAUUUCAGAAAGCAAUGGCUUCAUGACUAACCGCAUGACUAAUCUUAACGCUGUAGGUUAUUUUAUUCUACCUUGCAUAUAUAGAUUAACUCUUAACAUUUUGAGGUUUGCACCAUUAUGGCCUUGCUAUUUAAAGACAUGUACAUUUGAUUUGAGAUCUUUUUAGGGUAUGAUUUUGAUAGUAUUUAUAAUCACUGUGAUCUGCUGUGCAAAGAUUAUUUAAUUCUUUAUAUAUAGAAGCAACAAGUACGUAUAGGAUAUUCAGGGAUUUGUGCUAGCCCAGACUAGAUCUUUCUUUUAUGCUGCUUCAAAGUAUGAAAUGAAAAUAAAGUUUCAAUUGAAACUUAUUGGUAUGUUAUGGGUUUUAAUUGCAAAUAUGGGUGUGUAUGUGAAAGGGCUGGAAUAUUAAUUUAAAAAUAUUAUUUACAUUUUGUAAAUAAAAGUAUUAUAUGUAUACGGUGGCCGAAAGAACCUAACGUAAUGCAAUUCAAGAAAACACAUGCAAUUACAAAAAAAAAAA
Danio rerio (zebrafish) is the source of this 3032-nucleotide messenger RNA. The record is from RefSeq and is a predicted model, not a curated record. Lineage: Eukaryota; Metazoa; Chordata; Actinopteri; Cypriniformes; Danionidae.